CUUCCUUAAUAUAUUUUUGGCACUUAUUCAGAGCUUACGAAGUGGUGUUCGUCAUCUCGCACAGACCAUUUUUCAUGACAUUUUUUUCUUCUUUGUCCUUUUCUUCUCUUCCUUUGCCCAUUUCCGUCACUUCACACAUCCAACUUUGCCUCUUAUCUUAUUCAGUUCUUACUUUUUUUGACAUUCUCCGGUUCUUUCGUCCAUUCAUCUCUUUCUUGUUUAUCCAAUUUCCCUUCAUCUUUUUCCGUCGGUUUUCUAGUGCUGCGGCUCUUUCGAUUGCUGGCCCCAUGACCUUUUUGCUGAUAAUGUCAACUUUCUUAUUAGAUAAGCAAGAGUACAUGGAUACCGAAGAUAAGAAGUGAAUGCCUUGGAAAUGACCAGGAGUGCAGAAUGAAGGACCUAGAAAUGAAGAAUGAAGGACCUAGAAAGGAACAUGAGGUCAGAAUGAAGGACCUAAAAAUGAACAUGAGUGAAGAAUGAGAAG
Molecule: messenger RNA, 484 nt
Organism: Lobosporangium transversale
Lineage: Eukaryota; Fungi; Mortierellomycota; Mortierellomycetes; Mortierellales; Mortierellaceae
Exons: 4
Coding region: 75-362 (95 amino acids)
Source: RefSeq, a predicted model, not a curated record